Molecule: messenger RNA, 771 nt
Organism: Suillus fuscotomentosus
Lineage: Eukaryota; Fungi; Basidiomycota; Agaricomycetes; Boletales; Suillaceae
Exons: 3
Coding region: 121-330 (69 amino acids)
Source: RefSeq, a predicted model, not a curated record
AAUUCAGGUGUACAAGAUGCAUUCAAUCUAGGAUGAAAACCUGCGCUUGCUGAGAAAGGGAUCGCCAACAAAUCUCUUCUUGAGACAUACAGUGCCGAGCGUCUUCCUGUGAUCUCAGAGAUGCUCGAGGUUACCACCUCGAUUCUCGAUAGGACAAUAAUUCCCAUCUUCUACAUACUUGGCAUCAACUGCCGAUUCAGCACCAUCGUACUCGAUGAAUUUGUGGCUUCAGUGAAGCCUGUCAACGUAUAUGGAGUGCUUGACGAGGGGAAUCUGGAGGCUGGGGACAGGGUACCUGAUGCAUCCAAUAUGCUGCAGGUGGGGCGCUAGAGCCUGACGUGACAACGCUUUUUGGUUUGCACAGACCCUGGUACCACACAAUACUUGUAUUUGCAUCGAGUCUCGUUGAUGUUACUCCGAUAUUGGGUGCACUGGAGGCAUACGACAAAAGUGUCGUACGAUCGAUCGGCAGUCGUCCUGCCAUCAUCGGCAUCAGUGACGCCUGUCGCAUCUCCUGUUGGCCUCGUUCUUGUUGAUCGAGAGGGCUAUGCUUAUUCGGCCUACAUCGUAGAAGUUGGCCAGACGAAAGUGUUUGUGAUACGGCCGGACGGAGUGAUUGGGGCGAUAGUUCAUGGUGUAGAAGAUAUUUUUCGAUACGUGGCCUCGACGUUCAUUAAUCAUUUUUGGCCUUUGACUUUACAAGUACAACUGAUUCCUGUAUACCUCAUUCAAUGUCGUAACUGAAAAUGAGAAAAUGAAAAUGUUCACGAU